Messenger RNA from Cutaneotrichosporon cavernicola, 2727 nucleotides. RefSeq lists its product as uncharacterized. The record is from RefSeq and is a predicted model, not a curated record. NCBI's taxonomy places the organism in Eukaryota, Fungi, Basidiomycota, Tremellomycetes, Trichosporonales, Trichosporonaceae. The coding region runs from base 1 to 2727 and encodes 908 amino acids. Gene Ontology annotation, biological process: biosynthetic process. The transcript is spliced from 2 exons.
AUGUCGCGGACUCUCGCAGACCUGCCUCCCCUCCCAGAGGACGUGCGCAAGUGGCGUAUCCUCCUCCUCGUGAGCGCAGCAAACAGUCUCACCCAGCGCGUCCAAACCUACCUCUCCGACAUUGGAUGUGAGCGCGUCUCAACAGAGCUCGCUCUCACCGACCAAGGCAUGAUCAGCGCCGUGCUGGCCCAUUCGCCACACGUUGUCGUUUGUCCAUUCCUCACAAAGAAGGUUCCAGACGUCAUUUGGGAUAAUGUCUUAACCCUAAUCGUUCACCCAGGCCCUCCCGGCGAUGCUGGACCAGCUGCAAUCGAUUGGGCCAUUAUGGGUGACCGUGGCUUCAACCCAGACUCUGCCGCUGAACUCCCCAACCUGGUUGAACCCACCGACCGUGCAAAGCCACUCCCUGAACGCCAGCGCACGCACUGGGGUAUCACGGUCCUUCAAGCUGAUGAUACGAUGGAUGGUGGACCAGUUUGGGCUUUUGACCAAUUCCCUCUCCCAGAUGUUGCUCGAGCCACCAAGAGCUCCAUUUACCAGGGUCCCGUUACGGCUGCCACCCUUCGCGCCGUAAAUGUCGCCCUGAGCCGCAUCUCCACUGCUUAUUCAAACCUCGCCGACCCCAGUCACCGCGCCACUCGUGUCGCAGUCAAGGUCGACCCCAAGUGGGCUGUCGAGUGCGUGUCGUCCGGCAAGCCGUUCCUCGGUGGCCCCCUCAACGAGCGCCCGCAGAUCCGCCCGGGUCAGCGCCGCCCAGACCUCACCCUACACAAUGCGGCUGACGUCGCCCGCAUCAUCAACUGUGGCGAUUCGCAGCCUGGCGGCACGAUCAAGACGACCAAGUCGUUCAUGUUCGUCUAUGACGCCAAGAUCCACGUCCACUCUGCCGAUCUCCCGACAAACCUCGCAAAGACUCUCGGCUACGCAUCGUUCAAGGAGAUUCCGGCGGGCAAGGCGAUCGCGAAGCGUUCCGGCGCAGUCCUCUUCAAGACUGCACCUUGCGCCCACAAGGAUUGUCAGUUUGGCUGCGGAGUCGCUGUGUGGUUCACCCACGGACGCCUCCCCAAGGCCGCGGCCGCGGCUGCACUCAGCGCCAAGGUCCCAAUGGCCGACGCGCUCGUCGCUGCCGGUGAGGGAGCAAAGCUCCAAGGUGUGCCCGAAUGGACCGAGACCCAGUUCCAGGAGGUCCCCGGCACGUUCCAGCAGGUCUUUGUGCGCACCCUCAAGGAGGGUGACGGCCUCAUCCAGCUCGUUUACUGGGACUUUUACAACGGCGCGAUGAGCACGACUGGCUGCGAACACCUCGUCCGUGCCCUCCGCUGGGCGACGCACGCCGACCGCGGUAACGUCAAGGUCCUCGCGCUCAUGGGCGGCGCGUAUUUCUCUAACGGUGUUGCUCUCAACAUCAUCGAGAGCGCCGACCAUCCUGGCCGCGAGACUUGGGCCAACAUCAACGCGAUCGACGACGUUGUCGAGUUGAUUGCCGGCGAGGUUUCCUCGCAGCCCCGCAGCGAGUUCAUGACUGGCGUUCCCUCGCUCACUGAGAGCGGUAUCGUCACUGUCUCGUGUGUCCGCGGCAACGCUGCUGCCGGCGGUGUCGCUCUCGCGGCUGCUGCUGACAUUGUCGUCUCGGCUGCCUCGGUUGUCCUCAACCCUGCUUACCGCGCCAUGGGCUUGCACGGCUCCGAGUUCCACCUGUACUCGUACGUCGAGCGCUGCGGUCGCGACGUCGCCACCCACCUCGUCAAGGACAUGCUCCCGCUCUCAGCGAUCCGCUCGCGCGAGCUUGGUCUGGUCGACGUCGUUGUCGGCGGUCGCGACACACCCGCCAAGGAGUCUGAGGCCCUCAUGGUAGACUUCCUCCGCAACCUCGCGGCCGCUCCUGCCGCGGCCAUCGGAUCGCGCGACUAUCCCUCGGCGCCAUGGACCAAGACUCUGGCUGGCUCGACAUCGGCUGAGUCUGCGCGCUCACUCGUCGAGCUCCUUGCGGACAACAAGCGUCGCCGCUACGAGAGCCCGAACCACACCCCACUGGUCCACUACCGCCACGAGGAGCUCUCGCAGAUGCUCCUGGACAGCUUCCACCCCCACCGGUCGCAGCGCUACCACUCGCGCCGCAUCAAGUUUGUUCGCAAGGUCAAGGCUGAGGGCACACCCACGCGCUUCAACCACCACCGCCUGCACGUCACCCGCGACGAGGAGGAGCUCGCGACCUUUGAUGACGCUCCUGGAUGGGUCCGUGGCGAGGAGUGGAGCUGGGUUGGUCUCCAGACGCCAGCAUCUAUGGCGACGAGCGAGAACCUCCGCAUCGACUUUGGCGCCAACGUGCCUCCACUCGUGGCCCGGGCUGCAUCCGACACAUCCUCGUCGGGCUCGGAGCAGUCGCACGAGAUCCGCACCGACCCCGGGUCAGGCGACGACUCUGCCAGCGUCGUCAAGCCUGGCUCGACGCCGGUACCGGGCACGCAAGCCAAGGAGUCGCUGCCGCCACCGUCGAGCUUCAAUGUCUCGCCCAAGGGCAAGCGGCCUUCGCUCCUUGGCCGGAUUUUCCGGUCGCGCUCGGACCUGCGCUCCAUGAACAAGAAGCAGAACGGCCAGGACACGCCGCCGUACCGUCGGCCCGAGGUCCCGAACGAGGGCAACACGGAAUCGCCCUGCCUGUUCAACGUGACGAGCGACCUGCCGAACGAGGCAGAGAGCGCGCGCCCGACCGUCACCUCGCAUUAG